Molecule: messenger RNA, 504 nt
Organism: Paramecium tetraurelia
Lineage: Eukaryota; Ciliophora; Oligohymenophorea; Peniculida; Parameciidae
Exons: 2
Molecular function (GO): manganese ion binding; metalloaminopeptidase activity
Source: RefSeq, a predicted model, not a curated record
AUGAAUACAGAUCCCAUACCUCCACCUAAAGAAUAUGUGAUUCCUGAGGAUUUUCAUUAGAACAUAAGAACUCGAUUCCUCAACUUCUUUCGUUACACUGUGGGAGAUAAAGCAAAGAAUAGCGUAAUUAUGCUGAUGGGAGCAUGCAAAAUCAAUAAGCAUGAUGAAGAUUAAUAGUAUAGAGUGGAGUAGGAGAGUAAUUUCCAUUAUUUGUUUGGAGUAGACUUUCUUAAUUGUUAUGCAAUAAUAGAUGUAGAUAAUGGUAAAUCAGUUGUCUUUGUGCCCUAAUAUGAUUCCAAUUAUAAGAUGUGGAAUGUUGUGUUGAACAAUGAAGAAAUUAAAUAAAAAUUUAAAUUAGAUGAAGUGUUAUAUAAUGAUGACAUAGAAUCUUGGUUGAGCAAUAGAAAACCAUCGUUAAUUUAUUAUUUUUAUGGAAUUGAUGAUUAUUCUCAUCACUCAUUACCCAUACCUGAAUAAUCAUUCUUACAAAAAUUAUAACUCUGA